This is a messenger RNA of Pelobates cultripes (western spadefoot toad), 282 nucleotides long. The record is from the annotation of a GenBank genome assembly. NCBI's taxonomy places the organism in Eukaryota, Metazoa, Chordata, Amphibia, Anura, Pelobatidae.
AUGGCGGAGGCACCAGGCCCUACAACACAAGGUCUGAUACUGACACAACCUGUCCCAGCAGGCUCUAAGACCAAUGUAACGGACACUCUGGGAGCCAUAAUCGACAAGUUUUGGGCCAUGCUGCUCAACCGUGCAAGGCAAGCAACGACCGCACGGGAGCCCAAUAAGGAAGACCGUGUAAGCAAUAAGGAGAGGUCUGGGAGGCCUCGUACGGGCCGACAGCUACCCCACACUAAUCCGACUACACUAAAGCGACGGAAGCCGCGGAAACAACACUACUAG